This is a messenger RNA of Oncorhynchus nerka (sockeye salmon), 2959 nucleotides long. Its product is annotated as cytochrome P450 2K1-like. Lineage: Eukaryota; Metazoa; Chordata; Actinopteri; Salmoniformes; Salmonidae. Gene Ontology annotation, biological process: xenobiotic metabolic process. Gene Ontology annotation, cellular component: cytoplasm; intracellular membrane-bounded organelle. The record is from RefSeq and is a predicted model, not a curated record. The transcript has 16 exons. Bases 107 to 2959 code for a protein of 950 amino acids. Gene Ontology annotation, molecular function: heme binding; oxidoreductase activity, acting on paired donors, with incorporation or reduction of molecular oxygen, reduced flavin or flavoprotein as one donor, and incorporation of one atom of oxygen; iron ion binding.
GUUCUUUUGUAGUGGAAGUUCUCUGAGCACACACACUUGUUCCAUAACGGAGCAUUGGUGUGUUGUAUUUUUAGCCCAUUAUAAGGUGUAUGAGCUCAGUCUGAAGAUGUCUCUUAUAGAAGGUCUUCUACAGACAUCAAGCACAGUGACACUGCUGGGUACUGUGCUGUUUCUACUGGUCCUCUACCUCCGCUCCUCUGGUUCCAGCUCUGAGGAACAGGGGAAGGAGCCUCCAGGACCGAGGCCGCUGCCCCUGCUUGGUAACAUGCUCCAGCUGGACCUCAAGAAGCCCUACUGCACUCUCUGCGAGCUCUCCAAGAAAUAUGGUUCCAUCUUCACGGUUCACUUUGGACCCAAGAAAGUGGUUGUUCUUGCAGGAUACAAGACGGUCAAGCAGGCGCUGGUCAACCAGGCAGAGGACUUUGGGGACAGGGACAUCACACCUGUGUUCUAUGAUUUCAACCAAGGACAUGGGAUUCUGUUUGCCAAUGGAGACUCAUGGAAAGAGAUGAGGCGCUUUGCCCUGACAAACCUUAGAGACUUUGGGAUGGGCAAGAAAGGGAGUGAGGAGAAAAUCUUAGAGGAAAUCCCCUACCUGAUUGAAGUGUUGGAAAAACAUGAGGGUAAGGCAUUUGACACCACCCAGCCUGUGCUUUAUGCCGUCUCCAACAUAAUCUCGGCCAUUGUCUACGGCAGCAGGUUUGAAUACACUGACCCACUAUUCACAGGCAUGGCGGACAGGGCCAAGGAGAGUAUUCACCUUACAGGUUCUGCAUCAAUUCAGAUGUACAACAUGUUUCCCUGGUUGGGUCCGUGGAUAAACAACCUGACACGUCUGAAAAAGAAUAUUGCUGAUAUGAAGAUGGAGGUGACAGAGCUGGUGAGGGGCCUGAAGGAGACUCUGAACCCUCAUAUGUGUAGAGGCUUUGUGGACUCGUUCCUCGUCCGAAAGCAGACCCUGGAGGAAUCUGGCAAUAUGGAUUCUUUCUACCAUGACGACAACCUGGUAUUUAGUGUUGGUAACCUGUUUGCUGCUGGUACCGACACCACCGGGACAACCCUGCGCUGGGGUCUGCUGCUAAUGGCCAAGUACCCCCAUAUACAGGACCGGGUCCAGGAGGAGAUCAGCAGGGUUAUAGGAAGUCGUCAGCCCUUGGUAGAGGACAGGAAGAACCUUCCCUACACUGAUGCAGUGAUCCAUGAGACCCAGAGACUGGCCAACAUUAUACCCAUGUCCAUCCCUCACACCACCAGCCGAGAUGUCACCUUCCAGGGAUAUUUCAUCAAAAAGGGGACGUCUGUGAUUCCUCUACUGACGUCGGUCCUACAGGAUGAUAGCGAAUGGGAGAGCCCCAACACCUUUAACCCCUCACACUUUCUGGAUGAGCAGGGAGGAUUUGUCAAGAGGGACGCCUUCAUGGCCUUUUCUGCAGGUCGUAGGGUGUGUCUGGGGGAGGGUCUGGCCAGGAUGGAGCUCUUCCUCUUCUUCACCUCCCUCCUGCAGCGCUUUCGUUUCUCUCCUCCUCCUGGAGUAACAGAGGAUGAUCUGGACCUCACACCAUUACUGGGGUUCACCCUCAACCCUUCACCUCACCAGCUGUGUGCUGUGAUCCGGACCAUGCAUUUAGUCUUAUUUUAUGUUCUACAGCUGUCCAAGAAAUAUGGGUCUGUUUUCACGGUUCAUUUUGGACCCACAAAAGUGGUCAUCCUGGCAGGAUACAAGACGGUCAAGCAGGCGCUGGUCAACCAUGCAGAGGAGUUUGGGGACAGGGGCAUGCUUCCUGUGUUGUAUGAUUUCACCAAUGGACACGGUAUUCUGUUUGGCAAUGGAGACUCAUGGAAAGAGAUGAGGCGCUUUGCCCUGGCAAACCUUAGAGACUUUGGGAUGGGCAAGAAAGGGAGUGAGGAGAAAAUCUUAGAGGAAAUUCAUUACCUGAUCGAAGUGUUGGAAAAACAUGAGGGUAAAGCAUUUGACACAACCCAGCCAUUGAGUUAUGCUGUCGCCAACGUAAUCUCCAACAUUGUGUACGGCAGCAGGUUUGAAUACUCUGACUCCAAGUUCCGAGCCACAGUGGAUCGAGCCAAUGAGAACCUACGAAUUGCAGGCUCCGUUUCAGUUCAGUUGUACAACAUCUUCCCCUGGCUGGGCCCUUGGCUGAAAAGCAGGAAGCUUUUGUUGAAGAAUAUUGAGAACAACAAGAAGGAGAUGGAGGAGCUGGUGAGGGGCCUGAAGGAGACUCUCAACCCUCAGAUGUGUAGAGGCUUUGUGGACUCGUUCCUCGUCCGAAAGCAGACCCUGGAGGAAUCUGGCAACAAGAACUCUCACUACCAUGACAACAACCUGAUAUCCUCUGUGAGAAACAUGUUUUCUAAUGGUACUAACACCACAGGGACAACGCUACGCUGGGCUUUGAUGCUAAUGGCCAAGUACCCUCUUAUACAGGACCGGGUCCUGGAGGAGAUCAGCAGCGUCAUAGGAAGUCGUCAGCCCUUAGCAGAGGACAGGAAGAACCUGCCCUACACUGAUGCAGUGAUCCAUGAGACCCAGAGACUGGCUAACAUUUUACCCAUUGCCAUCCCCCACACCACCAGCCGAGACAUCACCUUCCAGGGAUAUUUCAUCAAGAAGGGGACGCUUGUGUUUCCUCUACUGACGUCUGUCCUACAAGACAGAAGCGAAUGGGAGAGCCCACACACCUUUAACCCCGCCCACUUUCUGGAUGAGGAAGGUCGAUUCACCAAGAGGGAUGCCUUCAUGCCCUUCUCUGCAGGUCGUAGGGUGUGUCUGGGGGAGGGUCUGGCCAGGAUGGCGCUCUUCCUCUUCUUCACCUCCCUCCUGCAGCGCUUUCGUUUCUCUCCUCCUCCUGGAGUAACAGAAGAUGAUCUGGACCUCACACCAUCCGUGGGGUUCACCCUCAACCCUUCACCUCACCAGCUGUGUGCUGUGAGCCGGGUCUGA